This is a messenger RNA of Spodoptera frugiperda (fall armyworm), 4519 nucleotides long. It is a transcript of the gene mid, whose product is annotated as T-box transcription factor TBX20-like. The record is from RefSeq and is a predicted model, not a curated record. Gene Ontology annotation, biological process: heart development; positive regulation of DNA-templated transcription; cell fate specification. Gene Ontology annotation, cellular component: nucleus. NCBI's taxonomy places the organism in Eukaryota, Metazoa, Arthropoda, Insecta, Lepidoptera, Noctuidae. Gene Ontology annotation, molecular function: RNA polymerase II cis-regulatory region sequence-specific DNA binding; DNA-binding transcription factor activity, RNA polymerase II-specific. The transcript has 6 exons. The coding region runs from base 330 to 1634 and encodes 434 amino acids.
CGCCGUACCGCUUUCGCUUGUGUUACACCACGGACUAUUUCCACUGCUAUUACAAUACGCGUUUAACGAUCGUCCUAUAACAUAAUUGAUUUAUAAUUGUGAUAAUACGCGGUUUUGACUCAAAGUGAUUUUUUGAUAACGUAUUUUUUUUUAUUUUAUAAAAAAAAUGUUAAUUGUAUCGUAAAAGUUAUUUCUUCGGAAAAUAAAUUCGGUGUAAACAUUUUUUUUUUAUUCGAAAGAAAAUGCAUAAACGAAAACCAUGUAGGGGCCGGUUUCGGUGAGAUGUUGGGUGAAGAUUAGUGUUGGACUGAGGUACUGAGAGUUGUUUCAUGGAUGUGGAAAACGCGGAGUGUUGGAGGGCCGGAGGAGAGAGGAUGGUGGCCGAGGAAGGAAAGACGAGGGCGACUGACUUCUCGAUCGCGGCGAUCAUGGCCCGCAGCGGCACCGAGCCGCGCAGCCCCGUCGCGCAAACACCGCCACACACCGGUUCGGUAUCCAGGCAAAGUUCGCCGGCGUCGCUCAGCUCUCCAGCGUCGAGCUGCCGGUCCCCCCUGCCGGACGAAGAUGUGGAGGUGGACGUGGAACAGUGUUCUGAUGGAGAGCGAGACGCCUCCGAUCACGCUGUGCCUUCACCUGCACCAUCCUCUGAACUAGGAGAGAGGGACACGCCUUCACCAGCGAGGCCGCUUCCUCCAGCCACCUCCUGCAACUGCGAAGAGUUGCUCUCCGUAGACUGCCAGCUGGAAACCAAGGAAUUAUGGGACAAGUUCCAUGACCUUGGCACCGAGAUGAUCAUCACUAAGAGUGGCAGACGCAUGUUCCCGACGGUGCGCGUAUCGUUCGCGGGGUGCCGCGCGGACGCGCGCUACGCCGUGCUGCUGGACGUGGUGCCGGUGGACGGCAAGCGGUACCGCUACGCGUACCACCGCUCGUCCUGGCUGGUGGCCGGCAAGGCGGACCCGCCAGCACCCGCGCGCCUCUACCCGCACCCUGACUCGCCCUUCUCCGGUGACCAGCUGCGCAAGCAGGUCGUCUCCUUCGAGAAGGUCAAGCUCACCAACAACGAAAUGGACAAGAAUGGACAGAUCGUCCUGAACUCGAUGCAUCGAUAUCAGCCUCGGAUCCAUCUCGUCAAGGUCCGCGAAGGAGGUGGUCCCAUCACGGACCUCUCGAGGGAACAGCACCGCACCUUCGUCUUCCCGGAGACAGUCUUCACAGCUGUCACCGCCUACCAGAACCAGCUCAUCACGAAGCUCAAGAUAGACUCGAAUCCUUUUGCUAAAGGAUUCAGAGACUCAUCGCGACUGACGGACUUUGAUAGAGACCCGAUGGAGCUGAUGUUGAUGGAGCAGCAGUUGUUGCGCUCUCCGUUGCGGCUGUAUGCGGGCGGUGCGGAGGAGGAGGCAGAGAAACGAGCAGCUUGGGCGCGGUCUCCGGCAGCGCUGCAGCUCCUGGCACUGGGAGGCCGCGCGUGGCCCGCCACCUGGCCGCAGCCUCUGGCGCUACCCCACGACCUCUGGCUCCAGAAGCCACCCACGCCGCUGCGCUACUGCCCCUACCCGCCCCCCGCGCACCCCAACGCUCCUCCUCAGCCUCGCCCGCAGCACUCACCGUCACCCAGACAUCCACUGUGAACAUACCAACACAAUCCUGGACUGUGCUCUUACCCCUACUAUUUGCCACUUUCACACUGCUAAUGAACUGGAUUCUAAGGACGAGUCCUGAAGUAUAGUGGCAAGUUGGGUCGCAAUGAAAACGUGCUGUGACAACCGCAUCAUCGAGUACUCGUAGUAGUGGCUCACGCGAACUAAAUGAUGAGGCCGGCUAGUAAAGAGACUAUGUGUUUAUUUAAAGUGAGUUUCAAAUUAGUACCUUAAUAGACGAAUGUAUGUAACUGAGUAGUUUAAGAGGUUGUCAAUAGGUAUAACGUGUACUUUAAUACAUAAUUUCAAGGUUCCUACCCGAAGUAUAAUAUUGAGAAGUAAUGUUAAUGUAGAGUGAAAUGAAUAUUAAUUAACAAUAGUUACCUGCACAUAUUGUAUUUGUAUGAUUCUUACUGAUUUAUGUUUCCUUCCUUUCAUGGUGUUUAGCAAUAUGUUAUCUUUUAAAAUUACAUCGUAAUGAUUGAUAUAGUAAACCAAAGAAAUGCGUUAAAAUGACGGAAACAGGAUUCUUUACAUUCCAGAAAGUAUAAUUAUAUUGCUUAGCUUUCAUUUGUAUAGAUCUGAAAUUCGUUAAAUGUCCGUGAAAUCUCGAUCUCAUUAAGUUUAUACGUAUUACCAAUAUUGUGUUGAUUCACAGAAUAAUGUUUGACAUAUUCAUUUUUUUUCAUUCACUUUUCACCAAACUUAUAUAAAUGAAUGACGAACCUAUUGAUAAAUUAAGGAGAUUAUUGAUAUUUCCACGUGAAAGUGCAGGGUUUGAAGACGUAACAGUCGAUCUUCCUGCAACUUUCAAUUUUACCAUGAUCAAUAUAAAGUUGUAUUUAGAUUCACAAUUAUAAUUUCUACCAAAACACCUUAAUGAGAAAGAGACGACAUAACACUUGACAACCCUAACGUAUUCUGUCGAGUACACACAUCCCAACACAUUGAAAAAAUGCGAAUUAAUUUGAACUCUAAGUCUUUAACAAUACGAACUAAAAUAAUAAUUAGUUAAUAUUAUAAUUUACGUCUCAAAAGGGACAGAUUCCAAACCCAAGUGAUGUUUAUUGUAUGUACCUAUUACCUAUGUAUUGUACAUUGUAUGGCUUAAGACUAUUUAUAUUUUACUUUUAGCUGUAAGAUAUAUGAAAAUGUAUGUACUGUAUAGUGGUUGACUAAAUUAUUUUUGUAGGAUAAGCACUGUAAAUAAUGGAACACUUAGAUGUUUAUAUCAAAUAAGAGGUUUUGAAGAAGUAUUGUCUUGUAGAGAAUAUUACGUGAAAGCUCGCAUUGUCGUCAUAUUUUUUUAUUCAAACCAACCCCAUAAUUAACUUAAACGUAAAAUAUACCCUAACACAAGAACAGUAAAGUUUAUUAUUCAUUGUACUGUGUACUUUAGUAACAAUUUAAAUCAAUGAUAAUAAUCGCCAUCCAAAACUAAAAUGCACUCUAACAACAAAGACGCAAAGUUUAUUUUUCAUUGUACUGUCUGCAUCAGCAAAUAAAUGUCUAUAGAUAGCAUAAAAUUGUAACCCUAAAAUGAAUUUGUGGGAUUUUAGUUCCCCAUCAUAAAUAUAAGAUGAUGAAUGUUACAUCACAUUCUCCCUCUGUAUCAAAGUAUUAUUGCAAAUGUGUGGGGAGAGGGGACUUCCAAUAAUGCUAAUGGAAUUUAACUUACAUAUUUAUAGAGCUUUUGUGGUUACUAGUGUUUUAUCAUCAAUAGAAAAUGAAUCAAUCAAUCAAUGAAUGAAUAAAAACUAUUUUUAUCAUGUCCAACUUCCUUAAAAUUCAUGAAUAAAUAAAUUAGUAAAAACUUUUUUUGAGUUAGUUCCAAAUUUAAAACGUUUUUUAAAAAUAAAAGAAUAAAUGUAGCCCAUUUGCAGUUGAGCUAAUUGAUUAUGACUUUUAUUGCUCAGUAAUAAAGGUGAUGAUGUAAGCAAAUAAAGAUUUGUAGUAUUAAGUACCUAUGUGGUUGAUGCAGUCAUAUUUUUGUCUUAUGAUUAAUGCCAUAGAGGUCAAAGUAAAUUGGAACAACCGAAAAGUAACUCAAGGCAAAAAUACAUUUUAAAAAGAGUAAAAAAUCCUAAUGAUCUGUGUAUGAUUUUAAAACAAAUUAUUGUAACAGUAAUAGUUAUAUAAACACUAAAUAACAAUUAUCAAUAUUGGUAUAGAGCAAUUAUAUAAAAAUGUCUUGACCUAAUAAAACUGCUAUGCAUCUAUUACAUUAAAUGUCAAACGGAAACACGUAUCAAAAUCGAAAAUAAUCUAUUUAUCCAUCAAUCAACUUUGAUAUUAAAAAAAAAACAGAUUAAGAAAAGGAUGUUGAUCAGAAUAUGAAUGUAUGAUAUCAUUGGUUUCCUUGAAACUUGGCUUAACUUUUUAAUAUGUUAGAGACCUGUAUUAUUCUAUUAUUUAUUUAGAUGAAUGAGCUUGUUAAUAUACAAGCGGAAAUACUUUAUAAGUACUUCAUAUUAGAGUUGAUAAUCGUACACAGCAAAAAAUAUAAACAAGUAUAUUUACUUUUAUGAAAUUCAAGAUUACUUAUUACCAUUAUUUGUAGAAUUGCAAAUGUGAAUUCAUCUUAAAAAAAUGUCGAUUGAAAAUUCUUGAAGGCAAAUUCUGUUUUAAUGUGACUUACAUGUCCCCUUUGGCGUUUAACAUGUUAACAAUUUAUUUAUUUUAAAUGCAGAAUAUUUUUAUAAUAAGUAAAUAAUUGUCUGUUUAAUAUUGUUUGUAUGUGAUUACAAAAAUAAUAAAUAUUUGUGGUAAAAUAUUGUGAAAUAAUUCAGUUUUUGUACGAAAUGCGAGCGACACGAUGAUGUAGCGACACAUAUCAGGGUUCAGCCCUAAGUGUUAAUAAACCGACAUGAAAACUU